Iphiclides podalirius (scarce swallowtail) is the source of this 444-nucleotide messenger RNA. The record is from the annotation of a GenBank genome assembly. Lineage: Eukaryota; Metazoa; Arthropoda; Insecta; Lepidoptera; Papilionidae.
AUGGCGAAACAAUCAAAGGGACAUCAUCAUCAAUCAAAGGAGAAUUCAUCAUCAGAGAAUGAAGAGGAUAAGGAAUGUGCAGCUUUAUACUAUAUCCCUAAAUCAAUAGAUGUAUUGUUGGACAAAAUGCAAUGUAUGUCGAGCAACAAGUUCUUACAUAUAUUAGAAGGUACCGAAGAAGAGAUGCUGCCGUCCUUACCAACUCCUUCUCAAUCCCGUGCUUCUGGUGCUGAUGGAGAGAUACUUUUGCCUUUACGUACUCUUUCUCAAGCUCGUGCUUUUGCCGCCGACGAGGCGAUGAUGCCGCCUUUACCUCUUCCUUCUCAAAUCCGUGCUUCUACCACUGAUAAAGAGAUCCUGCCCUCCUUACCUGCUCCCUCUCAAGUCUUUGCAUCUGCUGCGAUCGAUGAGACGUUGCCUUCUUGUAUGCUCAUGCUGAUGUUG